AUGAACCCUUCAGUUAAUAUUUCUAAUUUUCUUUCAUAUCAACAUGAUGUUAUUGAAACAUUAUUGAAAAAAUAUUUAUUAAAAUGUAAAACAGAGGGUGGUGAUUGGGAACUUGCUGAAUUAGGGCAUCUUUUAAGUACCAUAGUAAGUAAUGGUAUUAGUAUUAAAGCUUUUGAAAAAUUGGUUCCUAUUUUACGUCCUAAAACGAUUGAUGAUAUUAAACAAAAGUAUGAUGAAUUAUUAGAAAUUUUAAAAGAAUCUAAAGAUUGUAUUCCUGAAAAAUGGUUAGAUACAUCAUCAAAUACUCAUUUUUUAAAUGAAGCUGCAAAAAAACAACUAUCUUCAAGUAUAAAUCAAUUUAAUAAAUUACAAACACUUCUUUCUAAAUCAGGAAAACUAACACAAGGAAGACGUGAGACGGCAGAUGCUUUUCCAUUUAUUAUGGAAAAAAUUGCUGAAGAAGAUGUAGAAGAUUUUAAUAUAGAAAAAGGAUCUGCUUUUAUAGAUUCAUGUGAAAGUGAUACAAAUAUAAAUUUUUCUCUUAUAAAUAGACAGAUCUCAAGUUUAUUAAAAGGAAACAGAACGAAUAGUUUAUCAUGUUCAGAUGUAGCUGUUUUUACCUCGGCACUUGAUGAAGUUAUCUCUCUAGUAGAUGAUAUAGAUGAUGAUGUGAUAGAUAAAAUUCGUUUGCAAAUUUUAAGAAAUUCUGAAGAUAAAACUAUUUUGCCAUUAGAAGAAUUUAAUGAAGAAAAUGUUCCAAACAAUUGUGUAAAUUAUUUUCAGUUAACAAAUGAAUUUUUAGACAGCUUUAAUAUUGAUGAGUUACUUGUUAAAUUAUUGAAAAAUGAUUAA
This is a messenger RNA of Strongyloides ratti, 852 nucleotides long. RefSeq lists its product as hypothetical. The transcript has a single exon. Lineage: Eukaryota; Metazoa; Nematoda; Chromadorea; Rhabditida; Strongyloididae. The coding region runs from base 1 to 852 and encodes 283 amino acids. The record is from RefSeq and is a predicted model, not a curated record.